GCGACCACACUUAUCAUCGGAGGUUCGGCGUGAGCGCGCCUCUUGUUCCGCGCGAAAAUCCGCCGCUAAUAUUAGCAUGCGACAGCGUGAGUCCGCUGCUACGGAACCGCUCAGUCCGCUUGAAUCGCUCCGCUGAACGCUGCACGCUCGCGCGGUGUACGGGCGAGGUCGCGCAGGGCGGGCGGCGCGCGCCGGUGCGCCCCGGGCACCCUGCCUCACAAUACACUACCCACCACACGCACAAAAGGACGUGUUCCCAAGUGUACACAUUAUUCAUAUAACAAAUCAUUAAGCAUUUCAUUAAAUCCAAUAUUAGUUAGAAAUUUGUGAAGUGUACUGUAGUACGUACGUGUCUUGACGAUCCAGAUUUCCACCGGGACAGAUGAUUCACCAAUGAAAUGUGAUCAGUUGUCUUCUGUUUGACAGAUCAGCGCACAUCACAACAGGUAGUGCAAUCAAAAGAAAAUCACAAUGACGGUGGUGACUAAUCCAGCGAGGACCAACUCGGAUGAUGAGAUCGAGUCUGGUCGCGAGAGCGUGGUGGGAGAGUAUGCGGGCAACUUGGACGUGGAGGAGCACGCUCGCCUCUACGACGACGAGAAGCAAUCCGACAUCGUAUUCGUGGCUGGCAUCAACGGCGACACGUGGCGCUACCCCGGCCACCGCCGCGUGCUAGCCGCUACCAGCCCCGUGUUCGCCGCGCUGCUGGCCUGUAAGACCGAUGUUAUCGUCGUCGACUACAUCGACCGGCGCGGCUUCGAGCAGCUGCUGCGCUACCACUACUGUGAGCCCACACAACUCAACUCCGUGGCUACGGCUCGGUGCGCACUCGAUGCGGCCUACAAGUUCCUUUGCUCUCCGUUAGCAGAGCGAUGCGCUCGACGUCUAGACGAAAUGUUAGAUGCUGGUGUAGCGCUCGAGAUAUUGCGAGACUUACGAUUCCUUUGUGCAAGACUACCCGGCGCUGCAUCUGCACCUCCUCUGCCAGCUCUGUCAGAUGACGCAGCAGCUCGGUCGCUGGCGCAAUGUUCCCGCUGGUGCGACUCGUUAGCCCACAAUGCUCUGCUGGUGCUCGAUGAUGACGCAGAUACCGCGCUGAAUGAUGAACGCUUGGAAGACCUUACUUACGAAGAUUUGGCGCUUAUUGUAAAACGAGACACAUUACGUGUAUCCAGUGAGCUUGUAUUGGCCGAGGCCCUUUCGCGAUGGGCAACAGCAGCUUGCAAGCGUACAAAGCGGGAGUUGACGUCAGCCAACAAGAGGGCGGCUCUUGGUGAGCUUGCGUACUGCCCGCGCUACUUGCUACUGUCGGGUGAAGAGCUAGAUCGAGCACUUUCUUUGGAGUUAUUGGAGCCAAUGGAGCGAGCUCUAGUGACGGCACGAGCUCGCAAAUUGUCGGCGCCAGUGCCAGUAGGUGCAGAACAGGAGUCCCUGCUGCGUCGCUGGGCACGACCGCGACCAACCGAGCCUGCAGCGCUGCCCGUGCACCUGAGCCCGCGCUCCGAGCCGCCAGUGGAGGAGCCACAGCCCAGCAAGCUGUGUGCCCGCCGCCCUAAGCGCCCCAAGCAGCCUAGCUUUGCCCCUGAAGAGAAGCGCAAGAAGAAAGGAUGCUGCGCGUGCUUCGGCGAGGGACUAUUACGUGCUUUCAUUUGUCUGUUUGACUGAGACAGGGAGCCAACCUACGUGUAAGGUUGAUGUAUUGAGAAAUAUGUGGACAAAACUGACAUUAACGUUAAAAUAAGAUUUCGACUGAGUGUUAAGUACUGAAGUGACAAAACUCUAACUAUACUUAUGAAAAACUUCUUAAAUCUUUCCUGUCUAUCUGACUUUCUAUUGGUGUAAAAUUACAUGUUAAAUUAAUGUGGAAAUUAUGUGUAAUAUAAGUGUAUGGUCCGACUUAUAACCAGUUUAAAUAAUAGUUUGGUUUAUAUUUGGAUAGACGUGGAGAGGUUGAGAUAGUAAAGAUUGCCAUCUUUUGUAUUUUUUUACGAAUCCAAAUUAUAACUAUUCGUAAUAAAUGUAUUUAUAUGACGUUUGAGUAUUUUAGCUUUGUGGUACUUAGCUAUGAUUUAAUGUAUAUUUAGUUAAUUAUAUAAUUAUACUUUAUUUAUGCAGCUGACAUUUAGUAGAGGGUUUGAGUAAAUAUUAUGAUGUCCAUUUUAAGUCUGUGUUCAUUUAUAGUUUACGAUUAGUUUGCUUGCGGCUGGAUAAUCUGAAUGAUAGUGAAAUGUUAGAAGUAAACGAAAUAUACGCAAUUUCGCGUCUUCAUGUAGUAGAAUAUUUGUAUGUUGUGAUAUUUGUAUGUAAUACUUAUUUUUAUGAUUACGACGCGUUAAUUUGUUUAUGGUGACAUAUCAAAUUGUUUAAAACAAUUUGCAUUUAUGAAUAUUUUGGUGAAAUUAAUUGGUGCACAAAUUGUCGUUGUUUAGUUACGUACGAUUCAUUUUGUUGUUGAUAAUCAAAUUUUGUUGCAUUUAUUGAUAAUUAUAUAUUAUAUUGUGUUCUAGGUGUAUGGAGAGGAUAUCUAAUAAAUAAUUUUAACAUGUCUGACCGCUUACGAUAGCAAAUUGUCGUUCAAACAAAAAAGCGAAUAAAUACAUUUUCUCACUGAAACAAAGCACCAUUAUAUUAGAUACCCUCUUCGUUAAUUACUUAGUAGCUUCGCUUAGUUAAAUUUAGGUAAAUUGUUUAGUAUAAUUCUUCCAUAAUUUAGCGAAAUAGUUACCUAAAUAUUCACUAGUCGUAUACCAAGUACAUUAAUAUGUCAAGGAUUUUAAGUGUAUAAGUAUUUGUUGGAAACAAACGUUCCCAGAACGGAUUGCGUUUAAAAUAUAGCUUCAAUUGUAUAAGUUUAUCAAUUUUAAAUUGUGCCAUAUAGGAUGUGGUCUUAAAUUACAUAAUAAUAAUAUAAUAUGUUUCGAUGUCGUAAAACUUCAAAUUAUUGAGAUUUGAGAGUCACUCUCCAUUCUUCGCAUCUUUAGCAAAUUGAAAAAAAAAAUGCUUUUUAUGUAAUUAAAUUACUUAUUCAAUGUAUUAUGUCCGUUUUAAACGAUUAUUAAUGUGAAUUGAGAUUGUAUUGGAGAUUUUUUCGAAAAUGUAUUGAAUAAUAAUUUAUUAUAAUCAUGAACUAUAUGUUCGGCUCAGAGCUGUCAAGGGAACCGAUCUUGAGACAAAAUAUAUGAUGUUAAAAUAUUAAAACGAAAGCUUUUAUUAU
Spodoptera litura is the source of this 3214-nucleotide messenger RNA. It is a transcript of the gene axed, whose product is annotated as BTB/POZ domain-containing protein axundead. Gene Ontology annotation, biological process: neurogenesis. The record is from RefSeq and is a predicted model, not a curated record. Gene Ontology annotation, molecular function: protein binding. Lineage: Eukaryota; Metazoa; Arthropoda; Insecta; Lepidoptera; Noctuidae. Gene Ontology annotation, cellular component: cytosol.